Molecule: messenger RNA, 322 nt
Organism: Penicilliopsis zonata CBS 506.65
Lineage: Eukaryota; Fungi; Ascomycota; Eurotiomycetes; Eurotiales; Aspergillaceae
Exons: 2
Coding region: 20-322 (100 amino acids)
Source: RefSeq, a predicted model, not a curated record
GGGGGGGGGGGGGGGCUUGAUGGCCAGUGCCAGCCAUGCGUGUAACACGGCUAAAACCAGGCUAGGUCUCCCCCUUCUCAUCUCCGGCCCGACAGAUUCUCUGACGCUCCUCAAGGUUCAUGGUGGCCGAGCGACAAGCGAUCCUCUCUCGCUUCUGGCAGCAGGGGGAAGGACAGAACCAAAAACAAUCCCCUCCCUCCCCCCACGCAAGAGGGAUGGAACCAAGGACAAGCCCAUCAUCGUCCGCCAUGAUGGUGGUGCAUCGAAUCAUCCUGACUGUCGCCAGCCCCGAGAGGAGCGGUCAGAGCUCGUCGCUCGCUAG